Messenger RNA from Guillardia theta CCMP2712, 1053 nucleotides. RefSeq lists its product as hypothetical. Gene Ontology annotation, cellular component: DNA replication factor A complex; site of double-strand break; chromosome, telomeric region. The coding region runs from base 1 to 1053 and encodes 350 amino acids. The transcript is spliced from 8 exons. Gene Ontology annotation, biological process: double-strand break repair via homologous recombination; nucleotide-excision repair; DNA replication. The record is from RefSeq and is a predicted model, not a curated record. Lineage: Eukaryota; Cryptophyceae; Pyrenomonadales; Geminigeraceae.
AUGCUCGGGCUUCGGAUGUACCAGCGUGUGGACGAGGUCCCUCCGAUACACAGUUGGGGUUCAGACCCUUUGUGGAACACAAUGGUGCCCGUCACGGCUUCCAUGGUCCACUCCGCCUACUCGCGCAUGGUGACCAAGCACGGGCUCGUAUGCGCUGCUGAUGGAGAGCUGCCAGCACGAAGAGGGAGCGAGGGGGUGGGGAUCAUGGUGGUGGGAAGAAACCGAGUGAUUUCAAGAGUUCGGCUGCUAGGAGAUGUGGUGGCGGUAAAGGACCGCGACAACUUCGUUGAGUUCAAGCUCGAUGACUCGAGCGACAUCAUCACCUGCAUCCUCUGGAAGUCCGACGCCAUGAAGCCUGGGCUCGGCUAUGAAGGAGUGAAGUUGGGGAAGCACCUGCACGUUGGAGGGAAGCUCUCUCAGUACCGAGGAGAGGUUCAGCUUUCUGUCUGGUUCGCCUCCAUUGAAGAGAAUGUCGAUGCGAUGUCGUACUUCUGGGUGAAGAUGGUGGACCUUCAUCUGAAUCACUAUUCCAAAGCAAACACUCUCUGCAACGAAAUUCCUGAUCUUGCUACAGAUCUUGAGCAACCUCAGGUGAGGUCCAAACGGGGAAAAUUCUCGUCCAGCGAACUCGGCCAGCAACGUUCUGCGGCGUGUGACGAGAUGGAAGAGGCUCUUCUUGUGGUGGAAACUCCUGCUAUGAAGUUGGAUGAAGCGAUCAAGAAGUUUGCGUCAAGCUAUAGCUGUGACAACUGCAUCUUCUCGUUUGAGAGGCGCUUGAUGUCGCAGCUUUCAAGCAAGGGUUGGAUAGCACUCUGUGAUCAAGAGCAGGACCUUUACACCUACGUUGGGACCACCAAAGAAGUCGCCAAGACUCUCCUGCAGUACUUGAAGAAACUUGCUUCCUUCGACUCUCCCUUAUCCAUUGCCCUGCACGAGAUUAUCCAAGGCGUGCAGGACCAUCCGUCGCUUCGCAUUGAGAGUGCGUUGUCGCUGCUUGUAUUGGAAUCGAGUAUCACAAAAGAAGGAGUCUCAAGAUACGUGAUUGCUGCGUGA